CAGAAUUGUGGGAUAACAAAGAGGAUGUUUUACUUCAAGAACUAAGUAACCAGCUUUCAAUGUGGAUUUGUGUUUUUUUUUUUUUCUUUUCUAAUAAUUCUUUUAUUUUGCGAUAAAGUACUGCAUUGAUUCAGGAUUUUGGUACUUUUUUAUAUUUUUAUCAUAAGCCCUUAUUCCUUCUGGGUGAAAUGAUUCCCUGAUUCACCCUUAGUCUUAUUUUUAACACAUGAUGGCACAGCUGAAAGUCUCAGUCACCUCUGAAAGACUGGAGUUGUUUUUAAACAUGCCUUCUUUUGCCACUUUCCUGGGUCCUGCUCUUUCUGGAUUGCUAAUGAAACAAGCACAUGGUUAUGAGCUUUAGAGUCUCGGAACUUCAAGUGCUUUUGGGAUUUGCUGGUAGAAAUAAAAGUGGAAGAAAACACGAACUACUUUCAAAAGCAUUACAUCUGCUGAAGUCUAACUGCAAUCCUGCUGUACAGAUAAAAAUUAAAGAACUCUACCGGCGCAGGUUUCCACGGAAGAUUCUGUCUCCCUCAGAACUUCCCAUGUUGACCAUAAAAGGUGGGACACUCUCAAGUAGCACAGCCAUGGCACAGGGUGCAGUCUCGCAGCUGCCAUAUGAUGCCAGCCCUACAUCGUCAGUUGUGCCGGGUAGUGUGUUAACUUCUGUACCAUUGAUUGGGCAGAAACAUGAACUUGAUUUCCAGCACAUUUCCUCACCUGUCCAUCCUGUCCACCCGGAUGUCAAAAUGAAAAAGCUGCCUUUCUAUGAAGUUUAUGAUGAGCUGAUUAAGCCUACAACACUGGCUACUAAUUCUGGCCAGAGGUUUGAAGAGGCAUAUUUGCAGUUUGCCUUGACACCCCAGCAAGUUCAGCAGAUUCUCACCUCCAGGGAUUUGUUAAAUGUUGCCAAGUGUGACUACACCGUACAAGUACAGCUGAGGUUCUGUUUAUGUGAGACCAGUUGCCCCCAGGAAGAUUAUUUCCCUCCUAACUUGUUCGUGAAGGUCAAUGGGAAGUUGUGUCAACUACCUGGUUAUCUUCCUCCAACAAAAAAUGGUGUAGAGCCAAAGCGUCCAAGUAGACCAAUUAAUAUUACUCAUUUAGUGAGGCUUUCAGCUACUGUUCCAAAUGCUGUCACAGUGAACUGGUCCUCGGAAUAUGGCAGGAGCUAUUCAGUGUCUGUGUAUCUUGUGAAGCAGCUAACUUCGGUGACAUUACUGCAGAGACUAAGAGCAAAAGGCAUUCGGAACCCUGAUCACUCCAGAGCCCUGAUUAAAGAAAAGUUAACUGCAGAUCCAGACAGUGAGAUUGCCACAACCAGUUUACGGGUCUCCUUGAUGUGUCCGCUUGGUAAAAUGAGGCUUACGGUUCCUUGUCGAGCAAUAACUUGUACUCACCUUCAGUGCUUUGAUGCUGCUCUGUACCUCCAGAUGAAUGAAAAGAAGCCAACUUGGACAUGUCCAGUCUGUGAUAAAAAAGCACCUUACGAAAAUUUAAUAAUUGAUGGGUUGUUUAUGGAAAUUCUGAACUCUUGUACAGACUCUGAUGAGAUUCAGUUUAUGCAAGAUGGCUGCUGGUACCCAAUGAGGGAGAGAAAGGAGAAACCAGAUGUGUGUUCAACCCCAGCAUACAAUACAGUGGAAGAUGCAAAGCAUUCUACUGAGGUUAAGAAUAAGGUGGAAGUUAUAGAUCUUACACUGGAUAGCUCAUCUGAUGAGGACGAGCCUCCUCCAAAGAAGCAGUGCCCUAUUAUAUCAACAACCAUCCCAUCCCCUGUGGGGCACAAAGGGUUACUGAACCUCCACCAUCAACCUUCAUCGGUAGUGCGAAGUCCUCCAAUGACAACAUUAAGCACCGAUUACAUACCUAAUCAAACAGUGUCAGACUACCUCCCAACGUACCCUUUGCCAUCUGAUAUUCAAGAUCUUUUCAGUUUCUUUCAGACAGAGGGUCAGAUGUAUAACUCCUCGUUGAUGUCCUCUGCAGAAGAGCAAGAUCCAUUGCAGACAUCUAUGAGUCACUUCUUCCAGUACAGUAGUGCACAACACUUAAUAAACCCUCUGGUCAUUGGAGCAACACACAGUGUCACCAGUAGCACUAACAGGAGCAGUAGCAUAGUCUCAACUAGCAGUCUUCGGGAAAAUCAUGGACUUAGUGGGUCAAUGAGCAAUUCUAGUGGGGGAACCAUCAUACCAGGCUGUAGGUCUGAUAUAAUUUCCCUAGAUUAAACCUGUAUAGAGCCACACCUGGUUAUAGGGAUGGGAACAGACAAAGCUCAUAUGAAUUUCUCCAUACUUUAACAACUCACAUUGGCCAGUUAAGUGGUGCAUUCCAGUGUAAAGGACAUUGUGAUGACAGUGACUGAUAAUCACCUAACUCCAGUAAUUGUACACGUCCCCAAUACUCAGUGCUGUUAGAGAAGUGAUGGUGUGUUGGCCUUCCCUGAUGCCAGUGCUGGAAGCAAGUUCCAUCUGGAGAACCUGUAGUUUGACAGAUGUAUCCUUGAGGGGAGCAGGAGCAGCAGUAGCAGACUAAAAGGGAGCUUUCCUCUGUGAUCUAAAAAAUACUAAGCUAGGAGGCCAUGGUUCUAGUUAGAUGCUGGUUUCCGACCCUGGGACCAGUGGGGGAAGGUCGUCUCUGUGGAGAGGGUGUAUAAUUAUUGUGGCACUUGUACACCAAACUUCUCUCAGUCAGAGACUGCUUUAGUGUUUCUGACCUUUCCUCCUGGACUUUAGAUCAGUGUGGAGGAAGAGGAGGAUAGGAACAAAUCUCAGGGAAAAAUCAACGUUUUACAUACUGGAUGUGGAUAGUUAGUUGCAUUGUAACAUAGCAGGACAGAACUCUGUGACUUGAGUACACAUUAAUAAAUUCUGUAUUGGAUUGCAGGAUAUUUACUUUUGCAGUGGAAAACAGAUAUAGAAGGAAAAUAUUUUUUUCUAAAUAUUUUGUAGUUUUGCCAAAUUAAAAUGCCACUAUAGGUUCCAUUAAAUUGUUCGCAACGUGGUGAACAACCAUAGUGUUAAAUAUGAUCUCUUAUUUAAACUGCCUUUUUAAGUGUUUUGUAUAUGUAUCACAGCACACUUUUUCUAUGCUUUCAUUUAGGUACAUCUUGGUUUAAAAGCUGACGACAAUGUUACAAUAUUUUUUAAGAUUCUACGUUUUUUGUAAGGCAUAUAUUGGCAUCCUGUUUAGUGUUGUUUUGGAUGCGUCUUUUGUGAAGCUGUGAUUAUUUAGAUCCCUGUAGUGAGACAGAGUUUUGUUUUACAGAGAGCAGAGGUGCCAGAGUCCUGUGGACAAAAGGUGCAUAUUCACAAACUAAUUUUAUUUCCUGCCAACAUUUGAAUGCUGUUAUGUUCACUAAAUGAUCUUUUACUUACCCUCCAAAACAGGAGAAUAAUCAAAGAAGGGAGACAAAAUAAACUAAGAAUAAUUUAUUUGAAAUAAACUAAAAAUAAUGUCUUUUGAAAGAGAAGUAAAAUCAAUUGCAUGUUUAAAGUGUAUCGAGGGAAUAAGGUACAUGAAUUUCCACAUCCAGAGUAAGCAGUAUCUUGUUUUUUAUGUGCGAGUAUAUGCAUGGAAUCUUGAAGUCCUUUUUUCAGAACUCUGUCAUUCAGAGCCCCAUGUCCCACUUGUUUAAAUAAUUUAAAAAGAAAAUACCAGCUGAAGAAUCUUCCAAAGUCUGGCACUGGUGUAAUGGUUACCUUAAACUUAGUCCUUUUUAAAUUUAAAAAGCAGUUGAGUUGCAAGUAUUACACAAGGUGUGCAGACUCUGUAUUCAACACUAGGUUGCUAUGUUCCUUAUUGGUUAGAAAGAAGGUCUUGCAUAAAUGUGCCCUGUAAGAGCCAAUACUUUUCCAUGUGGAGAGCAUAUUAAAUAUUAGAACUUCUGUAGAAGGCUCAGUGCAGCAUCUCUGAAUUGUUUGUAGUAAAUGUUGGUUGCAGGAGUAUGGCCUAUACUUGUAGGAGAUAAAUACGUCAGCAGUGUUGACUCUUACUCAUUUCUGUGGUUCUUUGGUUUUGUGAAAGUUGACAAAGUACUUGUUUAACAUUUUGAAAAGAGAAGGUGAUGUAGUAGUAUGCACUUUAAAUCUUAACAUGGGAGGACCUCAUAUCUUAUCACAGAGGUUUGCAGCAAGCAUUUGUUGUGCUGGAUUUUGUGCAAUUAAUCAGCGUACUAAAUAUGAUUACAUUGCCCUUUCCUAUUUGUAUAGUGAUCUAAAUAUUUUAGAGUAAGAUGUGGUGUAUGGCAGUUAUUGCAGGUGACGGAAGCUGAGAGCUGUAAAUGAUCUGCUCCCUGUGACAGGGGUCCAGCAUUUGACUUCUUCCACCUGUGUAUACCUGCUGUGUGCCUGUAAGUCACUGGUCACCCAUGAAAUAGGACAUUUAUUAAGUGGGCUUACCUGGUCAACAAAGAGAUUAAAUAAAAAAAAAAUCACCAUUGUACAUGCAGAUUCUAAUUUAAGGUCCUCUUUGGAUUAUGAGCUCCAGAUUUGAUACAGGGUCAAACUGUGUAGAAAAAAAUAGGUAACACUAGGCCCGUUAUAGGUCCUUUUGAUGCCUUCUCAUGUAUGCCAUUUUCUAAUGAAAUAGCCAGUCUGCAUGUCUGUAUUACUACAGUUGUAAUGAGGGGCAGGAUUAAAAUAUACCAGAUUUAAAUUAUGCCGUUAUGUUUGGUUUGGAGUCAGCAGCUUAGAACAUAUGCAACAGCAGAGCAUGUGUAAGUCAGCCAUCAGCUAGCUGGUGUACAAUAGUAAAAGCUACAAAAACUUGAGAGAUAAGAACUGUGAUGUGUUACCUUGUUGUUCAUUUUCAGCUGUCCCUUGAUAGGUGCAGUGAUUUGACUGAAUGAGUUGCUCAGCCUAAGUGGUGGUAGAUGUUAGGAUUAGUAUCUUAAAGGUGAAUUCUAAAAGAUAUGCAUAUGUGGAAGGGUAAUUGAGCCUUUUUAGUGUAGUUAGUAUGCUGUUGGGACUGACAAGUAUAUAACUUUUUGAAGAGAAUGUUUCAGGGGAGGUCAGUUGAAAAUUCAUGGCAAGUUGUACUUCUUGAGUGGCAGUUGAAAAUGUCAUGGUAUUUGUCAUCUUAGCAAGUUUCAUUUAUAAUUAACGUAAAGUGCAGGUAUCGGUGUAAAAGUGUCUGUAGUAUUCCCAUUAACAUUACUAGAAAUGUUUCAUGCUGCAAUAUUAAUAUGAUCAGUAUAUCGACUUUCUUGAUAUUUUUGGCAAAGAUAAGUUUACACUUUGCAAGACCACAGAUUCAGAAAAGGACCAUACAUGAGAGUGCUUUGUGCCAGUCUUUGUUAAUUCAUAGAAAAGUUAUCCUACAGCUGUUUGCCAGAAAUUCGGUGCAUUAACAGGCUAAGUACUACAGAAUCAGUUAAAAUGUUUCACUAAUUGCAUUUCUUGUAGUAUGGGUUGGAGGUAGUUUUAGCUUUGGCUUAUUAGGCAGAAGAUAUUGCCUUGUGAUCACUCUAGCAGUUUGUGUGUUACACAUUUAAUAUGUACUCUUCUGACACAAAUUGCAGCUAUUAAACUUCUUGCCCAGCACAGUUGCAAUAUUCCACACAUUUACAGUGAAGAGCAUUUUUAACAGCUCUACCAGAUCUAAGGUAAAUAGCAACAGAUGCUGUCUGUUUACAUUAUUCCUGCUUUUUACCUCGGCCAUCAUGACUCAGCUCAGCAGAUACAAUUCUAAACUAUUUCUUAUUUUAAUUUUAAGAAUAUGGACAUUAUGUAUGGGUCAUUCAUCUGUACUGCCUACCAGUUUAUGGUUUGCAUUUACAUUUUUAAAGAGGACCGAUCUGAAUUGCGUAGAAUCAGAAUCCCAUUCCGAGAUUAAACCUGUUGUACUAGCGUA
Protopterus annectens (West African lungfish) is the source of this 5856-nucleotide messenger RNA. RefSeq names its product protein inhibitor of activated STAT 3 (gene PIAS3). Gene Ontology annotation, biological process: protein sumoylation; regulation of transcription by RNA polymerase II. Gene Ontology annotation, molecular function: transcription coregulator activity; SUMO ligase activity; zinc ion binding. NCBI's taxonomy places the organism in Eukaryota, Metazoa, Chordata, Ceratodontiformes, Protopteridae. The record is from RefSeq and is a predicted model, not a curated record. The transcript is spliced from 14 exons. Bases 345 to 2231 code for a protein of 628 amino acids.